AUGCCGAUCACGCCUGCUGCGGAGCAGUUGUCGCUUUUCUUACAGUGCGCCAUUUUUGCAAUCCUCAAGGUUCAAGGCCUGUACGACGCGAAGAGCUUUCAUCGCUGCCGCUGUUUGGGUGCCGAUGUUUGGUGGAGCCAUUGUGUCGAAGUGGAGGACUACGUGGUCUCCCUGUGCGAAUCCCUCCGUCCAGCUCUGAACCGCGACCGGAUCAAGUCAGUGACGAUUCUCCUCAGACCGGGGCCUUCUGCGGGCCGUUCCCGCGAGACGGGCGGGCGGCUAGUGGUGUCCUUCCCCGCGAAGCUGCCUGAGAACGUGGACGUUUCAGAGUUAAGAUCAGCACUUGUGACUCUUGAAAGCUGCCUGGCCGUCCCGAUGGACUGUUCCACCUGGCAAGUCCUGGUCGAAACCUGGCCAGCUCCUUGUGGCGAGCGGCGCCAGGAGCCCCUGGCCCCACGCUGGCGCUCCCGUGAGCCUUUGCCUGGAAGAUCUCCCUCAACGAUGACGCCGAUCGGAAGCAUCGAAGGGAGCCCUGGCCCCAUUGCCGUAUCCUUGCACAUGGAGGAUGCAGAGGUCGAGUCCAAUGUGCUGAUGAUUUCGUCUCAAGAUGAGACGCCAAAACGACUUCAUUGA
Durusdinium trenchii is the source of this 633-nucleotide messenger RNA. NCBI's taxonomy places the organism in Eukaryota, Dinophyceae, Suessiales, Symbiodiniaceae. The record is from the annotation of a GenBank genome assembly.